Messenger RNA from Paramecium octaurelia, 3208 nucleotides. NCBI's taxonomy places the organism in Eukaryota, Ciliophora, Oligohymenophorea, Peniculida, Parameciidae. The record is from the annotation of a GenBank genome assembly.
AUGGAAUUUAAUGUACAAAAGAGUGUGUUUGAAUUAGUAAAACUAUCUUUUCCAUAAUACACAGAAGAAACUACAUUAAUAAAUUAUAAGACAUAUUUAUAUAGGAUUUUGAAUUUAAAAACUAAAUAUUAAGAAGUAGAUGAUAACAUAAUAGAUAAGGAAAUAAAUGAAAAUGAUAAUGUAUAAGUAAAAUACUAUAAAAAUAGAAAGUACUCUAAAAGAGAUUAAGAGAAUGCUUAACAAAAGUACUGAAAUCUAAUAUUCAAAAAAAUUAAGAAAUAAUUCAUUUUAUAAUCAGAGUAAGUUAAUUAGGAAAAUAAGAAAUCUUGAACAACAGUUAAGUAUAGCUACUGUUUGAAGAUUCAAAUAAAAUUAAGUCUUCAAUGGAUAUUGAAAAUCAAUAGACAACUAAUCAAACUAUCACCAAACUAGAUAAUAGUUUAAUCAAAAGUAUAAUACUAGACAAAUAGCAAGUAAUAAAUUACAAAAAUAUAGAAUAGUAUAACUUAGGAAGUGAAUGAUAGAGAUCUAAUGAAAGAUAUACUAUUUUGCCUUUAGGGAAUAGAAGGCUAGUAUAUUAAGUAUGAUGCAUCAUCAGAUACUUUUUGCCUAAGGAAAGAUGUUAAUAUUUCAAUAUCAGUACGACAACUAGUAAACUUGAUUUCUGAAUGCGGGUGGUUAUACAAGAACAUCUCCUCUUUUUGUCAGGUCCAAUAACCAAACCUGAUAGUUUAAGCACUUCAAAAUGCGAUAAAAUUAGAAUUGUCAGAAUAUUAUAAAUUGAUAGCAAAUCUUGAAGGUAUGAUCCUGUCUUCAUAAUGUAAUGUAACAUUAUUAUUUAGUAAUCACAUUUAAGAGAAUUCACUUCCAUCUCCAAUCCUCAUAUGACUAUAUGAUUCUAAUAAAUCAAUUACUUUCAAUUAUUCAAAGUAAUACUCCCCUUGGAACUACAUCUUGUUUAAUUAUAAAUGUUUUGGAUCAAUUUUCAAAGCAUGGAUGCUCUCAUAUAGCAGAACUAUUCGUACGUCUAUAAUAGGUAAGUAGUUAGCCAUUAAUGAAGUAUAUAAAUGAAUGGAUCUUUGAAGGAAAUCUAUUGGAUAUAGCUAAUGAAUUCUUUAUAGAAAAGGAUGAUUAAAAGGCAAUAACUAAGGAUUAAGGAGAGUUAUGGAGAAAAUAAUAUAGAAUUAAUUACGACAAGGUUCCAGUUGUCAUUUCUUAUGAUGAAGCUUAUAAAAUCUAUGACACUGGUAGAACUAUAAAUUGGUUGAGAAAAUAAUGUGAUAAUAGGAACUGGCAUUUAAAAAUAUAGCCACUUACCAUAAAUAUGCUUUAGACAAAGGAAUUAUCAUAAUUAAUAAAUUAAGCUAACAAAAACACAAAUACUCAAUUAAUUAAUUUAUUAUUUGGCAAAUUCAAAUUAAUAGAUCAUUUCAAUAUUAUUAAAUAGUAUUUUCUUUUGGGUAAUGGUAAUUUCUCUCAAUUAUUGAUUGAAACCUUAUAUAAGGAGUUAUCAAAAAAAGGUCAUUUAGUUUAUAAACAUACUUUGACUGGGCUAGUUGAAUCCACACUCAGGAUGAGCAAUGCAAAUUAGAUUGUGUUAUAGAGAUUGUCAGUUAAAUUGCUGGAAGCCCAAAAAAAUGAUAUAGGUUGGGACAUCUUUUGUUUAGAUUAUGAAUUUGAAGAACCACUAAAAACAAUAUUUAAUCACAAGACUAUGCUAAAUUAUUAUAAAAUAUUCAAUUAUUUAUGGCGUAUUAAAAGAGUGGAAUAUACUCUAAUCUAAUCAUGGAUGCAAUAAAUUAAAAACAAAUGCUAUUUAAACGUUAAGUCGAAUGUAAAUAAGGCUCUUCAUUUGAGUUUGUAAAUCAUGAAUUCAAUGAUCCAUUUCAUUAAAAGUUUCUUUAGUUACUUGAUGUUAGAUGCAAUUGAAACUCCUUGGAAAAAGUUCAUGGAUUAAAUUAAUUAAAUAGAAAAUUUAGAUCAUCUCAUACAAUCACACGAAAAUUUGUUGGAUGAAAUCAUUGAUAAAGUAUUUUUGCAUUAAAAACAAGAAUAAAUUCAGAUAAUCUUACUGAAACUAUUCGAGAUUUCAUUCAGAUAUAAAUAGAAUUUAGAACAUCUAUUUCUGUAUGUGAGAGAAUUGAUGGCUAAGGAAAGAAGCGAUAAGUUUGAGUAAUCAAUAGGUCCAAAAGUAUCAUAUAAAAAUAUAUCAACCGACAAUAUUAACAUUGAUCAGGAGUUUAAAGGAUAAGAAAUUAUUAAAUUAUUAUUACAAUUAAGAUAAAUGUAUAGAGAGUAAAUGUUGGAAUUAAUCAAGCAUCUAUAAAAUGAAGAAAAAAUGAAGUUUUUGUUAUUGAAACUUGAUUUUAAUGAAUACUACAACUAAUUAUCAUAAGAAAAUCUAUUUUCAUAAGGAUUUGAAAGGUAAAAUUUAUUAUAAAUAUUACAGAUUUUUACAAUAAUAUAUUCCCAUCCAAAUAAAUGAAACUGGCAGCCAGAAAUUAAUAUCCGAAUAGCCUCAAAGCUAAUAAUUAUAACCUUUAAUCCCACAAUUAAGCCAAAAUUCAAUGACCUUUAUUUAGCAAGAUUAUAUUUAGAUUAAUGAAGGAAGUAUUUAUCUCUUUUAUCAUAAGUAAAACUUUUAGAAGAAUAAAAAAAAUAGAAAAAACUAAAGUAAAAAUAAUAGCUUUAAUCCUUGUAAAACGAAGCAACUUCUGAGUUAUAAAAUCCUAAGUCCAAACCUCCGAUGCCAUUUCCAUAACCAUACUAACCUAUAAUUACUAUGAGGUCUAUUAAUCAAUAAUCUUUAAUUGCUAGUAAUAUUCUCCAAUCUUAAUCUUCAAAGAACGUCUAAUAAUAACUUUCAUAAUAAAUUCUACAAUAGAUAUACCUAAACCAAACAAUGCAAUAGUUGCAAUAAUAAUAGAUGUAACAACAAUAGCAAUAUGAAUACUUAUAACAACAAGCUAAACCUUAAUUACCCCAAAAAUAGAUUACUUCAACAUCGUAAAUACACUAGAUCUAGCCUUCAGCUCAACCAAAUUUUAAUAAUUCUAUCCCCAUUUUCCAAAAUCAGAGCUAAUCUUAAAUUAGUGUAUUAUAACCUAGUAGAUAUGAUAUGUCAUUAUCGCAAGAUGAAAACUUACAAUCACUAUUGGAUAAAGAAUUUUGUUUUCACGAUGAUAGUAGUGAUGGAGAUUUAAUUUGA